GUUUUACAAACACACAACCCUUCUACUUAAUUAUAUUUAAUUAAUUGCUUAACAUAACAAUUCGAGGCGUUGGACACAAGUCUAUUUUAAAUACCUACAUCAUUUUACAAAUCGCUCUGGGCAAACAUGAUGUGUUUUUAAAAUUAUAAACGAGGAAAGCAGACGAGCAUCAGUUGCAGACGACAUUUGAGCCAGGUACGCAAACGCGCGUGUACUCUGUUGAACUUCUUCUGCCAUCACGUGCAAAUCAACCAUUCUGAGUGUUACAUUGUUUUUCGUCUGGUGUGUGGUUUUGAAGAAGUGCUAGGUUAGCUCGCCGUUCUUUUUUUCUGUACUUUGUUGUGGAUUAUUAUUAAUAAUAUUCAAAGAACAUAAUAGUAAAGGGAUUUUCGAUAUUUUCGACUGUGCAGCGUCUGUAACCGAGCUGGCUCAUUAAAUCUUGUUUGGAUAAAGACAGUUUUAAUAGACGAUUUACCAAAAUAUUGUGAUAAUGAAAUAUUCGCUGACGUCUGGAGAGUGCAAUAGUCCGAAGAGUCCCGAAGUUGUGAUUUUCCCGCCAAAAUUUACAAAAUCAGACCCGUUCACAGUUCCGAAGCAGGUGUUCGACCCUACAAGUCAACAAGUAAAAACCAAGCCAGACACCACCCUUACUCUUGAGAUCAACAAUCCUUAUACUCAGGUUGGAUCUUCAACAGCGGAUCUCUUAUCUCAGGACAGUGUUCAGUCCUCCGGGUACAUGACAUUAGAAUUCGAUCCACAGAGGAACAUGGAUGUGGAAUCCAACGGUAUGCGCAACAAAGAUUGCGAGUCGACGGGAAGCUCAGCUGGUGGCGUAGAUAAACAGUGCGUUUCAAAGUGUUCAUUUUAUAUUAUAACUGCUUUGGCGAUAUUAGCCACCUUAAUAGCUUCUGUAAGCAUUAUGUUAACAAUAAAUCUGUGGUCAAAAUAUGAAGAACUCAACAAGAAGUUGAAUGAAACGCAGGUGUCAUAUUCACUUGCGCAACAGGAUCUUCAUACGUGUCUUCCAUGCGCAGAACUUUCUCAGGGACCUUUCGAGGAGGAAAAUGAAGACCUUAAACAACUGAUUAAAAGAGAAGAAAACGGCGUUCCGACUUGCUGUGCAAAAACUGCUGCACAAUUCUCAACAAUACUGAAUCUAUUUGCUAAACGAAAGCGUAUGGAAUCAUGUGCUCAAGAAUCACUCGAAAAAGAGAAUAUAACUGCCUCUUGCAACUUGUCCACGCCCUCUUCGCCUGGCAUACCACCUGCUAGAGCCAAUGGCAGCAUCUCCGCCCAUCUGGUUAUGGGUGAAAAACAAAGCGGAAAAGGUGAUGAAUAUCAUCCAAUCAGACAUUGGCGUCAAGGUUUGCCCGGCACUCAUAUGUCUUAUAUCAGGAUGAAGUCCGAGAAUAGUCGAAUAAUUGUACCGGAAACUGGUCUGUACUAUUUAUACAGCCAAGCAGGUUUCUUGAUAUAUUACGACAACAAUGACGAGAAUACACAUUCGACACAGUCACUGUUCCACGCCAUCUACCGUUACAACGCCAUCUAUCCCCUAGAUGGUAAUGAAGAACUCAUGCGUAGCGUCAUCACACAAUGCUGGGAGAAACAAAAGGAUUAUGGGAGAUACACAAGCUACGUUGGUGCGGCUGUAAGACUACACAAGGGGGACGAACUGUAUGUGAAGGUAUCAAGAAUUCAAGACGUUACUACAGAAGCAUCAAGGACAUAUUUUGGAAUGUUCAAACUAUGAACACAGCAAUAAUUGUUUUGUUUUACAAACACUGUACAAGUAGGAGGCAAUUGCUGGCAAUUGUACUUCUAGUUUGCUCAAAAGAAUAUUUGUUUUUCCAAAUACUUUUGAAAACGUCGCUGGCCGACACAUUAGUUAAUCUUGAACUCUCUUUUUAUGAGAAGAUUAAACAGAUAGUGCAAAAUCAUGCUCAGUCUCGCCAUUGGGUAUGUUAUUUAAACUACAAAUAUCCAGCAUUUAAGUGCGGAUAUGGGUUUAGAUGGUGAGAAAGUGCUUAAAGCACGCUUUGGAGACGAGAAUACCGGUUAAUAUCAGAUAUAUUGUACAUUCCUGAAAAAGUUUUACUCAAUCGUCACUCAAAGUGACGACUUGCUAAGAAAUGUUCGGUUGUUGAACAUUUCUAUAUUAACACAAUUGCAUUGGUAGUGGUUGACCACGUACAUUUUGCCAUCAAUGUUUGUUAUAUAUAUAUCAUAAAUGAUCUCGUUAUGUUGUACCAGUGAUAAUGUAAAGAAGAUAACUCUUUAAAUAGUUGAGUUUAGACCAAAUGAGAUUCGUAAGAGAAUACAUCCAAGUGGAAUGUACCCACACCAUCACCGCCCAAGAGAGUUAACAGCAGGCUGUCUAAUCAACGUCCUCAUAUGCCAUUUUAGAAAGAAAGAAUGUGUUCAUAUUUAAAAUCAAAGGAACAUUGUAAUCGGUUAUGUAACUAAGAAGGUAAAAAAGCAUAUUUUAUCAUGGUUUUAGUUUCGCUACGUGAGUAUUUUUAUUGACGCACGUUCCAAUCGCUGAUACAAUACAAUGUGUUCCUAUGUUUCGAGAGCGUGAGAGCAGUGGAGGAGGGGUAGAGGGGAAUGUAUUGCCGACCGUGCCUUUACGAUUACGCCAAAAACCAUCAAAAUAGCUGUGAUAUUUAAUGAAAUACUUGCUGUAUACUUUAUUGUUCUACAACUAUAUUAUAGCCAUAUAUAUGUAUUAAUAAUAAUGUUUAGUAUAAAUGCAUUUUUUCGUAUAUUUGAUAGUAAUGAAAGUAUAAGAAAAUGAAAUUUUCUAACAGUGCUUUUCUUGAACAAUGCAAUUUUAAAUGAUUUGUACAUCCCUGAUUGCAGAAAAUUUAGAAAUUUAGAAUUUCUAUGUGUUGUAAAAAUGAAUGUUUAUAUCUAUUUGUUUUGUAUGGAUAAAAUGACUAUUUUGUUGUGUAUGGUUUAUAAAUAAUGUUCCUUUAUAUUGAAAUAUAUAUUAAAAGAUAUGUCAAAAUU
Messenger RNA from Ruditapes philippinarum (Manila clam), 3012 nucleotides. RefSeq names its product tumor necrosis factor ligand superfamily member 6-like. The coding region runs from base 491 to 1753 and encodes 420 amino acids. The record is from RefSeq and is a predicted model, not a curated record. Gene Ontology annotation, biological process: immune response. Gene Ontology annotation, cellular component: membrane. NCBI's taxonomy places the organism in Eukaryota, Metazoa, Mollusca, Bivalvia, Venerida, Veneridae. The transcript is spliced from 6 exons. Gene Ontology annotation, molecular function: tumor necrosis factor receptor binding.